AUGAUCCAUGUUAUCCUCCUGAGGAUCACUUCGAGCGCCAAGAGCCUGUGCUCAAAGUUAAGGGUGCCCGAUGCCUCCCCAACUGAAACGCAUCAUUCCGCUUACCGCCGUAAUUUUUCGAGUCUGGUCUCGGUUGCCAGGACGUCAAGUCUGCCCAUUUCUUCUCAUUCCCUCAUCCCACCUCCGACCAUCAUCACCCCGUUUCAAUCCCGAGCCAUCCACCUGUGUAUAUACCAGAAGUUUUACUCCCUACCCCCUUACAAAAUGAUUUUGAACCAAGUAGCACUCCUCAUGUCGAUUGCCAUUUUCGCCACCGCAAUGGCCGCUGAACCAGCAGGAAAUACCCCUGACCCCUCCAAAGCCGACCCCUCCAAAGCCGACCCCUCCAAAGUCGGACCUUCCAUCGACGUAAAGUCCGAUGCCAAGGCUUCUGGACCAUCUGGCGGGGACCUUAAAGGAAUCGACUCUAAAGGCGCGGAAUGCACAUGUCCCCCACCAAAUCCGACAGAAUCUGUCAAGAGCCCCGAGAGCGAAACCCCUAAGCCCCCGGAAGAAGGCGAGAAAACCAAUGCCGCGAGCACCAGUAUGCUUGGCUUGCUCUCCCAACAAGCUCAACUUUAUCUGGGUACAAGCCUUCUCGCGAUCCUUGCAGCGAUUUAUGUCUAG
Molecule: messenger RNA, 666 nt
Organism: Puccinia triticina
Lineage: Eukaryota; Fungi; Basidiomycota; Pucciniomycetes; Pucciniales; Pucciniaceae
Exons: 6
Coding region: 1-666 (221 amino acids)
Source: RefSeq, a predicted model, not a curated record